UCAACAUUAAAACUAUCUUUUCGGAUGGAUUUUUUAGGUGCAUCCGUGCAUCCGUAGCUGCAUACGUAUAGCUGCAGAGGUAAGGUUGCAACCUUAUAUAAACUUUUUCCUUACUUUUUAUACAAUUAUAUUUCCCAUUCACGAUCUCGGUGCAUCAUUCUAUCCCACUUGCAGUUCGGUUCCUUAAGGAAAAACAUGGCAAUUCUUCUACUACUACUACUAUUUUUUGCUUAUGGCUCCUUGCUCUAUGUAUCUCAAGAAUCCAAUUCUCUCUCUACUGGAGAGAAUCCAAACCUUCUCCCAACUCUCGCAAAUCCAUACCCAAAUGAUCACAACUUCUCUUGUAACCAAUGUAUUUGCAGCAAGCAAACUCGUAUCAGCUCUUACCACUUCAAAUUUCUUAGAUAUGGAUUAUGCCGAACUUAUCUUCUUUCAAAUCUCCCACCCCAAUUCGUUCAUCUUUAACACCAUGAUCAGAGGCCAUGCUUUGAGCCCCAAGCCCAGUAGAGCCCUCCUAUUCUAUGCCCAAAUGCGUAAAAUCGGAGUCUUACCUGAUAACUACACCUACCCAUUUGUGUUGAAGGCCUGUGGACUUAUUAAAUAUCUACAAUAUGGGAGCAAAAUUCAUGCCCAUAUGCUGAAAUUUGGGUUUCGAUCAAAUGUGAUUGUGCAAAAUGCUCUAAUUAAUAUGUAUUCGAGGUGUAAUGCUACUGCUAUUGCACGUCAAGUAUUUGAUGAAAUUCAUGGGAGGAAUAUUGUUUCUUGGAACUGUAUGCUAGGUGGGUACGUGUAUUGCUUGGAGAUCGAUUGUGCAUUCCGAUUGUUUGAUGAGAUGAGAGAGAAAGAUAUUGUCUCUUGGUCGAUUAUGGUUGAUGGGUAUGGGAAAAUUGGUGAUUUGAACAAUGCUAGAAAAUGUUUCGAUGAGAUGCCUGAGAGAGAUUUGGCCUCUUGGAAUGCAAUGAUGGGUGCAUAUACUCGAGUAAACGAUGUUAAUAAGGCGCAAAAAUUAUUUGAAGAAAUGCCCAAUAGAAAUGUGAUCUCAUGGAGUAUUAUGAUGGAUGGGUUAACCAAGAAUGGGAAAUGCCAAGAGGCAUUGCUUCUCUUCAACCGAAUGAUGGUGGAAAGAGUGAAGCCCGAUAAAGUAUCUUUAGUAAGCACGCUCUCAGCUUGCUCGCAAUUGGGUGCCUGCGAGCAAGGGCGAUGGGUCCAUACCUUUAUCAAUAAAACCAAAAUAAAAACCGAUGUUGUAUUAUUGACUGCCAUCCUCGAUAUGUAUACAAAAUGUGGGUGUAUCGAUGAAGCGAGGAGGCUCUUUGAUGAGAUGCCUGAGAAGAAUUUGAUCACUUGGAAUGUGAUGAUUGUCGGGCUAGCAAUUCAUGGCAAUGGUGAGGAAGCCCUUGAUCUAUUCUUGAAGAUGAGAAACGAAGGAAUUAAACCAGAUGAUGUCACUUAUAUUGGAGUACUGAGUGCUUGUAGUCAUGGGGGCCAAGUGAAAGAGGGCUGGCAAUACUUCAGAGAGAUUUUAGUCCCUAAAGUUGAACACUAUGGGUGUAUGGUUGACCUUUUGGGACGAGCUGCUAUGCUUAGAGAAGCUUAUGAACUCGUUAGGAGCAUGCCCAUGAGGCCCAACUCAAUAGCGUGGGGCGCACUUUUGGCAGGGUGUAGGCUUCAUGGAGAUGUUGAGUUGGCUAAAAUUGCGGCUGACAAGCUUGUUGAGCUUGAUCCUAGUGACAGUGGGAUUUAUGUGCUUCUUUCAAAUGUUUAUGCGGGUGCGAGGAUGUGGGAUAAUGUAGAGAGGGUGAGGGAGAUGAUACAGGGGGGAAAGUUGAUGAAAGAGGUUGGGUUGAGUGUCAUUGAGGUGAAUGGUGCUGUUUAUGAGUUUGUUCAUGGUGUGAGGAGAGACGAGAUAAUUUGGGUAGUGGAGAGUUUGGGGAAGAUCUUGCAAUCCAAGGAUCAUUCCUCCAUUUGUAGACUUUUAUAACGUUGGGGAUUAGCAUGCAUAAGCCUCUCUCUUUCUCACACAUGCGCCAUAGAUGCCUAUAUGGCAGCCCUGUAAAUUGUGGGCUACAUUUUAGUUUGUAGCAAACUGAAAUGCUAAUGUUUUGCUUUUCACCAAUUCUAUGCUGUUGGUAUUAAGGAUGGCAAUGGGCCAGCAGCCUGUCCCCAAACAGUUAGGGCCUAUGCCAUUAAAUUUAGUCCUAGGGCCAAACACAGACGUGAACCAAACCAAUCAACAGGACCGGACCACCUAGAGCAAGAGUAGGUCUGGGCUUGGGCUGGGUAUCGCUUGGUCUGGUCAAGAUUGGGCCUGGACUAGCUCUCCCAGCCAGGGCCAGGCCGUGCCUGACCCAUUGCCACCCUUAGUUGGUAGGCUAACAAUAUACAUAUAACAAAUGGGAGUUAAAAAGAAACCAUAAGGAUAAAACGAACCAAUGGGAUAUGUUUGUCAUAGUGAACCUGUAGUGAUGAUUUUGGUGUUGGCCUUUUUAGCACAGGCGGCUUGUCUCCUCUUUUCCCCAUUAACACUACUUUGCUACUCCAACCUUAUCAAAAACGUGUACAGGUUACACACAGAAAUAUGCAUCUUGUAAUUGGCCCAUUUUUGGGGUUCAUGUGGCCCCCAAAAUGCACAUUAGCACAAGAGAUUUGGCCUUUUAAGAAUACUGGAAUUGCUUUGGUACCUUUGGGUUCCUUUCUAGAACCCCUAUAUGUCAGCAGACAUUUAAAAUGUGUCAUUUUGUAUGUGGGUUGGAAACUGAAAAUACAAAAGUUUUUGCUUACUUUUCAAGUGAGAUAAUGAUAUUCGUUGAUUUUGAGUAUUGAUGUGCAAAGGUAGAGCUAUCAAAGUUUCUUCGUGCUGGUAUUUUUCUGAAUUUUGUUAUGCCCGGUAAUCAGAUCUCCUUGGGCAUGCAUACUUGUUCCCAACAUACCAAAUGCUGUGGGGAGGGGAGAAAUCC
This is a messenger RNA of Amborella trichopoda, 2957 nucleotides long. The record is from RefSeq and is a predicted model, not a curated record. Lineage: Eukaryota; Viridiplantae; Streptophyta; Magnoliopsida; Amborellales; Amborellaceae.